Molecule: messenger RNA, 1422 nt
Organism: Metarhizium brunneum ARSEF 3297
Lineage: Eukaryota; Fungi; Ascomycota; Sordariomycetes; Hypocreales; Clavicipitaceae
Gene: RVB2
Product: RuvB-like helicase 2
Biological process (GO): chromatin remodeling; regulation of transcription by RNA polymerase II; box C/D snoRNP assembly
Cellular component (GO): R2TP complex; NuA4 histone acetyltransferase complex; Swr1 complex
Molecular function (GO): ATP binding; ATP hydrolysis activity; DNA helicase activity
Source: RefSeq, a predicted model, not a curated record
AUGGCUGCCCCAUUAGUGACCGUCUCCGAAUCCAAGGACCUUCGCGGUCUCAACCUCAUCGCCGCUCACUCUCACAUUCGCGGCCUGGGCGUCGAUGCCACCAGUCUCGAGCCCCGAGCCGCGUCGCAAGGCCUGGUUGGCCAAGAAAAGGCCCGAAAGGCUGCUGCUGUUAUCCUGCAAAUGAUCAAGGAUGGCAAGAUUGCAGGCCGUGCGGUCCUGAUUGCCGGCCCUCCCAGCACCGGCAAAACGGCCAUUGCCAUGGGAAUGGCGCAGUCUCUCGGCCCCGAUGUUCCCUUCACUUCGCUCGCUUCGUCCGAAAUCUUCUCCCUCGAAAUGUCCAAGACAGAGGCCCUCACGCAGGCCUUUAGAAAGUCCAUCGGUGUCCGCAUCAAGGAGGAGAGCGAAGUCAUGGAGGGAGAGGUUGUCGAGAUCCAGAUUGAUCGCAGCGUCAUGGGAAGCACCAAGCAGGGCAAGCUCACCAUCAAGACCACCGACAUGGAAGCUGUUUACGACAUGGGCAGCAAGAUGAUUGAUGCCAUGACCAAGGAGCGCGUCAUGGCCGGUGACAUCAUCUCCAUCGACAAGUCUUCGGGCAAGAUUACGAAACUGGGCCGGUCGUACGCGCGAUCCCGCGACUACGAUGCCAUGGGCGUCGACACCAAGUUCUUGUCGUGUCCCGACGGCGAGCUGCAGAAGCGCAAGGAAGCCGUGCACACUGUUACUCUGCACGAGAUUGAUGUUAUCAACUCGAGGACACAGGGCUUCCUUGCCCUCUUCUCUGGCGACACUGGCGAGAUUCGAAGCGAGAUUCGAGACCAGAUCAACACAAAGGUUGGCGAGUGGAAGGAGGAGGGCAAGGCUGAAAUCGUCCCCGGCGUCCUGUUCAUUGACGAGGUGCACAUGCUUGACAUUGAAUGCUUCUCAUACAUCAACCGCGCCCUCGAGGACGACCUGUCCCCCAUUGUCAUCAUGGCCAGCAACCGCGGCAACUCCCGCAUCCGGGGCACCAACUAUCGCAGCCCCCACGGCCUGCCCAUCGACUUCCUCGACCGAGUCGUCAUCAUCAACACCCACCCUUAUGCCUCGGAGGAGAUCAAACAGAUUCUGUCUAUCCGCGCACAGGAGGAGGAAGUCGAUGUUUCACCCGACGCCCUGGCCCUGCUCACCAAGAUUGGCCACGAAGCCGGCCUCCGAUACGCCAGCAACCUCAUCAGCACAUCACAGCUGGUUUCUGCCAAGCGACGCGCCAAGCAAGUCAGCGUCGAAGACGUCCAGCGCAGCUUCCAGCUAUUUUACGACCCCGCACGUAGCGUCAAGUUUGUGGCCGACUCUGAGAAGCGUCUGAUUGGCAACGAUGGCGCCGUGGACUUGUCGGUGACGAAUGGCUCAGCUGCCGCCACGGAGAGGAUGGAUCUUAGUUAG